AUGGCUCCUCCGACGGCGCUGCUCGCCGGCAAGACGGCCAUCAUCACGGGCGGCACCACGGGCAUCGGGCGCGCCAUAUGCCUCGAGUAUCUGCGGCAGGGCGCAAACGUCGUCGUCAACCACCUGGGGCUGGACAGGGACCGGCCGCACGUCGAGUCGCUCGUCGCGAGUGCAUGGCCAAGCUCGGCCGGGCGGCUGGUCCUCGAAGCCGGCGACGUGCGCGACCCCGACGCCGCAGACGGCCUCGUGGCCCGGGCCGUCGAGCUCUCGGGCGCGGCGCGGCGUCUCGACAUCUGCGUCUCCAACGCCGGCGUGUGCACCUUUUCCGACUUUCUCGCGACGACGCCCGAGCUGCUCGCGACGACGGUGCGCACCAACCUCGACGGCGCCUUCUACGUCACGCAGGCGGCGGCGCGACAGAUGGCGCAGCGCCAGACGCCGGCGGGCGGCAGCAUCAUCGGCGUGUCGUCCAUCUCGGCGCUCGUGGGCGGCGCGCGGCAGGCGCACUACACGCCGACCAAGGCGGGCGUGCUGAGCCUGAUGCAGAGCGCGGCGGCGGCGCUGGGCCGGCACGGCAUCCGCUGCAACGCCCUGCUGCCGGGCACCGUCCGCACGCAGCUCAACGACGAGGACCUGGCCGACGACGACAAGCGCCGCUACAUGGAGGGCAGGAUCCCGCUCGGCAGGACGGGCGUGCCGCGCGACCUGGCGGGGCCGGCCGUGUUCCUGGCGUGCGAGGACAUGAGCGGCUAUGUGACGGGUGCCCAGCUGCUGGUGGACGGCGGGCUGUUUGUCAACUUGCAGUGA
This is a messenger RNA of Hirsutella rhossiliensis, 807 nucleotides long. RefSeq names its product enoyl-(Acyl carrier protein) reductase domain-containing protein. Lineage: Eukaryota; Fungi; Ascomycota; Sordariomycetes; Hypocreales; Ophiocordycipitaceae. The transcript has 2 exons. Bases 1 to 807 code for a protein of 268 amino acids. Gene Ontology annotation, molecular function: oxidoreductase activity, acting on the CH-OH group of donors, NAD or NADP as acceptor. The record is from RefSeq and is a predicted model, not a curated record.